CUUGCCUAUUCAUCGUACAUUGGUUUCUGGAAUUCAGUGUGCUCUCUUAAUUUAGGUUUUUUACGUUUUUUUAGAAAUUGCCGUUGGUUUCUUUGAUCUAGCGAAAUGGCAUCUGGCGCAAUCUCUUCCGCCGACACGUCAAGUUGGACGCCGGAGCGGAACAAAUUGUUCGAGAAUGCACUGGCGAGGUACGACCAAGGUGAGCCGGACCGGUGGCUGAAAGUGGCGGAGGCUGUUGGAACAAAUGAGGAGGAAGUAAAGAGAAUGUAUGAGGUCCUUCUACAUGAUAUCACUCUCAUCGAAUCAGGGAAAAUACCCAUUCCUAAGUACAAGAAGAAUAGUAAGAGUGGCAGAAGCAGCGGCUGUGAUAACAUUACCAACCAAGAGUUAAGGUUGAAGCAUCUGAAGCUGGAUGGAGAAUGAAUGCGACAGAGUGAAGGCUUGAGUUUUUUUCACUCGGAAAGUUUAUCACUUUUGGUUUCCUUCAUUCUUUCUUUUAUUCUUUAGCUAGUCUCUGUUUGAUGUAACCUGUGGGCAUCUUAUCUUUGACCGUCGACUUUCUUAGGUCAUUGCAUAUUAUUUCUGCUAAUAAAACCUUAAACAUUAU
This is a messenger RNA of Rubroshorea leprosula, 607 nucleotides long. The record is from the annotation of a GenBank genome assembly. NCBI's taxonomy places the organism in Eukaryota, Viridiplantae, Streptophyta, Magnoliopsida, Malvales, Dipterocarpaceae.